Molecule: messenger RNA, 1547 nt
Organism: Schistocerca nitens (vagrant locust)
Lineage: Eukaryota; Metazoa; Arthropoda; Insecta; Orthoptera; Acrididae
Product: myrosinase 1-like
Exons: 11
Coding region: 32-1483 (483 amino acids)
Biological process (GO): carbohydrate metabolic process
Molecular function (GO): beta-glucosidase activity
Source: RefSeq, a predicted model, not a curated record
AAACGCUUCGUGGCAACGCUGACCUCUGAAAAUGCUGAAACCGACGCUGUUGGCAGCCCUGUUAGCUGUUGCUGCGGCACAGACUGCAGUCAACCAGUUUCCGGAAGGUUUCCUUCUAGGGACCGCCACAUCUGCUUACCAGAUCGAAGGAGGGUGGAAUGAAGAUGGCAAGGGCGAGAACAUCUGGGACUACAUGCUCCACGAACAUCCGGAGUACGCUACGAAUGGUGACAACGGCGACGUGGCCUGCGACUCGUACCACAAGUACCAGGAGGACGUGCAGAUGGUGAAGACACUCAAUGCGGAAGUGUACCGCUUCUCCAUCUCCUGGGCGCGCAUCCUGCCCACUGGAGACCUUGACGUCAUCAACCAGCAAGGCAUCGACUACUACAACAACCUCAUCGACGAGCUGCUGGCAAACGGAAUCCAGCCCAUGGUGACGAUGUACCACUAUGACCUACCGCAAGCACUGCAGUACAUCGGUGGAUGGCCAAACCCACUCCUCGCCGACUAUUUCGUGGAGUACGCCAGAGUGCUGUUUGAAAACUUCGGAGACAGAGUGAAGUGGUGGAUCACGUUCAACGAGCCGGCAGUCUUCACCGGUGGCUACGCCUCUUCUGGCGGUCAGGCGCCCUCGCAGAACGCGUCUGGAAUUGGCGACUACCUGGCCUCCCACACCGUGAUCAGGGCCCAUGGACUCGUCUAUCGCCUGUACGACGAACAGUACAGGGCCACGCAAAAUGGCAGCGUAGGAAUCACGCUGAGUAUCGGGGGAAGUGAACCGGCAUCAAAUUCGACAGAAGACUUGGAAGCCGCAGACCGACAGCUACAGUUUGAUGCUGGACUCUACGCACACCCCAUCUACAGUCAGGACGGCGACUACCCAGCUGUAGUGCGUCAGAGGGUAGAUGCAAACAGUGCAGCAGAGGGGCGACCCCGAUCACGGUUGCCAACUUUCACUCAAGACGAGAUCGCAUACAUCAGGGGUUCAUCCGACUUCUUUGGAGUGAAUCAUUAUUUCACGAGUAUCAUAACGUCAGGUGAAGCUGGAAUAUCCCCAUCCAAGAGCAGAGACUCGGGCGUCAUCAGUGUCGGCGGUGGGCAAUAUCCAUGGGGAUUCCGCAACCUGCUGAACUGGAUCGCUAACGAAUACCCAGGUUAUCCAAUCAUAGUGACAGAAAACGGCUUGGGAAAUUCUGGUGGCCUCAAUGACACCGACAGAAUCGAUUACUAUACGUCUUACUUAACGGCUCUUCUACAAGCUGCCAACACAGACGGCAUACCAGUAAUCGGCUACACUGCAUGGAGUCUUAUGGACAAUUUGGAAUGGAACAGUGGAUUCACAGUAAAAUUCGGGCUGUACGAGGUGGAUUUCGACAGCCCUAACAGAACCAGGACGCCGAAGGCUUCUGCAGGUGUCAUAUCGCAGAUCUACGAGAGCAGAGAGGUGCCUCAAGAGUACUUCCGCUACAGUCUUGUCUGAACUUGUUGCUACCACUUUACGUGACUGUCUGUAAUGGUGAAAUAAAUGACUCUGGCUAACAUAA